UUAAAAGUACAGGCCACAAAAGAAUUUGAUUUAUUUUAGUAACUACAUAGAAGUAUAUCAAAGGAGAGAAGGCGACAAACAUGAAUGAUGGAGAUGUAUCAAAGCAAAUUCAGCAAAUGGUGAGGUUCAUUCGCCAAGAGGCCGAGGAAAAAGCUAAUGAAAUCUCUAUUUCCGCUAAAGAGGAAUUCAACAUAGCCAAGCUAGAGCUAUUAGAAGCAAAGAAGAAGAAGAUUAGACAAGAAUAUGAGCGCAAGGCUAAACAGGUGGAAGUUCGCAAAAAGAUAGAAUAUUCAAUGCAACUGAAUGUUGCGCGCAUAAAGUUCCUACAAGCUCAAGAUCAAAUAGUGAAAGGGAUGAAGGAAGCUGCUUCCAAAGAGCUUCUUCGUGUUUCUACUGACGACAAGACUGCCUAUAAGAAGCUGCUCCUGGCCUUUUCUGACGACAAGAACGCUUACAAGAAACUUCUUCAACCCUUGAUUGUUCAGAGCUUGCUACGCUUGAAAGAACCCUCUGUGCUGUUACGUUGUAGGGAGAUGGAUAAGAGAACUAUUGAGUCUGUUAUUGAAGAUUCUAAACGUGAAUAUGCUGAAAAGGCUAAUGUUCGCUCUCCCACUAUUACCAUUGAUAAGCUCUAUCUUCCUCCUCCACCCUCUUCUUCUGACCCACAUUCUCCUUCAUGCUCGGGAGGAGUGGUUAUGGCUUCUCAAGAUGGAAAAAUAGUUUUUGAAAAUACUCUAGAUGCUCGUUUGGAUUUGGCAUUUCGACAGAAAUUACCUGAGGUAUGUCGUGUACUUUCAAUCAGUUAUCCUACAGUAUACAAAGAGAAGGAUCUUGGACCCACUGUCGGUCUUGACGUUUUACAUGGGUUCUAA
This is a messenger RNA of Amaranthus tricolor (Joseph's coat), 872 nucleotides long. RefSeq names its product V-type proton ATPase subunit E2-like. The record is from RefSeq and is a predicted model, not a curated record. Bases 81 to 872 code for a protein of 263 amino acids. Lineage: Eukaryota; Viridiplantae; Streptophyta; Magnoliopsida; Caryophyllales; Amaranthaceae. Gene Ontology annotation, cellular component: proton-transporting two-sector ATPase complex, catalytic domain. The transcript is spliced from 6 exons. Gene Ontology annotation, molecular function: proton-transporting ATPase activity, rotational mechanism. Gene Ontology annotation, biological process: proton transmembrane transport.